AUGCGGCAUAGCAGGAGACGUGGACCCCCGCAGCUGAGCAGCCGAUCCGAGCCAAGCGAGGCCAACAAGACCAAAGCAAAGCAAAGCCAAGGCAAGGCUGUCGGUGUUCACAAGGACCGCUACGAAUCAGCUGGCGAACGGUUCGGCUACCAUUUCGCUUGCAUUUGCUCAGACCGAACGGGCUCCAAGCGACACUGUAUGCGCUUGGCGGCAGCACCGAAAUUUCAAGUGGCGCAAGUGGGCGGCCAAUUCGACUCAACGUGGGGUAGUUCGAAAUCGUAUCUGCUGUCUGCAUCGAACGCGGAAGCUUUUGCCAAAGAGUGUGAAGCUGAGUCGUUCGCUUUUGGUCGAAAGGGCGGACCUGUACGGCGGCAAAUCUGUCAGACACAGAUCAUGCCGGCAAUACACAGCGGGUCGCCCUCACAGAGUCAUACAACUCGUUCGCUCGAGUAUCUCCGAUCACGACCGUCACGUCAAGAUGAUCUCUUCCAAAAUGUCGACCGGCGCUACUGGAUCAUCAGCCACUUCAAUACCUGUGGCCGAGCCCAGCAGCGCACAGCUUCGACCGCGUGCGCCCGUCGAAGCGACAUUCGACAGUAUGACGAUGGAGAAUGGAAAGAUCCAGAGUGA
Pseudozyma hubeiensis SY62 is the source of this 630-nucleotide messenger RNA. RefSeq lists its product as hypothetical. NCBI's taxonomy places the organism in Eukaryota, Fungi, Basidiomycota, Ustilaginomycetes, Ustilaginales, Ustilaginaceae. The coding region runs from base 1 to 630 and encodes 209 amino acids. The record is from RefSeq and is a predicted model, not a curated record. The transcript is spliced from 3 exons.